Messenger RNA from Paramuricea clavata, 4003 nucleotides. The record is from the annotation of a GenBank genome assembly. Lineage: Eukaryota; Metazoa; Cnidaria; Anthozoa; Malacalcyonacea; Plexauridae.
GCAUUUGAUCUAAAUAAUCUGAAACGCAUAAAACGUGAUAAACCCUACAAGUCCACCGUGGAAUAUUUGGAUAUUAAUUACCGGUUACUUCGCGAAGAGUGUUUCAGGAAUUUAUGUACUGGCAUUCAGGAUUUUCGCGAGGGUAAUAGCUAUGAUGCUCAAAAAAUGAAAAUGUACAGGUAAUUAAAGACAUUCAAUCAGGACGUUAUAUACUGUACUUAUUUAACAAAGUUUAUGAUUUUUAUGUUGUUUGCAAAAAUAAUCCAGAAACAAAUAUAAUUCUAUAUGUCAAAAAUUUAGCCUGAAAUUUUGUUGUGAGAAACAAGUAACUUAUUAAAUUGAAUAGCAGAAUAAUUGAUGGAACAAAACUAAUUACUGUGCUGAAUUCCCAAUAGAAACAAAACUCAAGUUCGUGUAUCUGUUGGUUUUUGCUACCGAAGGCAGCACACUAUUCUUAACAUGAAGUAUUGCGUUUACGUGUGUCCAGUCUCUUUGGCCGAGUUAUGUAUAGCCGAACGAGAACUCGAUUUUGUUGACGGAUGUACGGAUUUUCAGAUUUAUGACGUUUUUUGACGUCACAGAAAUUUUAAAAAAUAACAUACUCCAGAUAGCGAUUUGACUUCCCGAAACCCGGGUUGAGACUCACGAACACCACCAUGAACGAUUACAAUUUGCAAACAUGUGCCUCGUUGCCUGUGCAUGUUGUAAAUUUAUGUCUGCCUGUUUAUCGACAUAAUUUUCUUGCGUCUGGCUGUUUAUCGAAAAUAUUUUUCAAGGUAAGAUGAAAGUUUGAUCACAAAUAACAAUGUGUUUUGGUUGAAUUAUUUUACCCAUUGAAACGAAUGAAUCAGCUGUAUUUUUAUUAAAUUUUAAUUUUACUGGUGCCAUACUACCAUACAAGUGGAGCAAAAAUUUUCUUGAGAUUGAUAGGACAUCGCACUUCAAGGUAUAAAUAAUCACAGUGAUAGUUUAUUAUAAUAUUAUUGUUAUGGGAAUAUCAAUUGAGCAGUAUCGUGCCCGCAUUGGAACACAUUGUAUACGAAUGAAAAAUACCUGACUUGUAGAAAGAUAUUCCUAUAGCAACCCAGUGUGGAUUGUUGUCUACACAUAUUAACCUACCAGCAGUUUAAUACAUAAAAUAACAUGUCAACCGACUUUUGUCAAAAGAUAUGACGGUCUGUACAAAUAUAUCUCUGAGAUGUAUGUCUAUUGACUGUUACCUGUUAGCAUAAUAUAUUCACCUGGCUGUGUCAGCUACAGUUCAGGGUAUAGGUAUACUAUAUUUUUUAUAAUGCUCACAAUUUCUUGUAUUAUAUAGUUUUGCAGUUCGAACUUAGUACAAUCUUAAUCAUUACAAAUGAAUGAUGUCAUCAGAAGCUGGCAUAUGAAACAGCACUGUCAAAAACAGAUUUUGUCUCCCCAUACAUCAGGCAUCGCUGCAUCAGCAGAUUGUUCAGUUGUUUGCAAUUUAGGGGUCAGGGUCGUAGCAACAAUAAUUUGUAAACUAGCAAUAAUCACCCUAGACUAAUCAGCCCCCCAAUACAAAAUUGCUUCCUAUGUAGUGGGUAGCUUUGAAGGUAACCUGAGAUCAGGCUCUAUUUUACAAGUAUACCCUGACACAAACCUUAAUCCGAUAGUUUUCCACCCAUAUGCAGCAAACUUUAUAUUUAUUAUCCAACCUCGCUUCACCACUGAUUGUAUUAGAAUUAGAAUAUUUAGCUGACCUUUGACCUUGUGCAACGUAUCUGGUAUUCAAAUUAAACUUUUCCUACUUUCUGAACAUGCGUCUUAGAGGCUGUUUACAUGAUGGAAAGUGGGAUGAUUUUUGAUGUAUUGAAAUAAGUCACCAGGUUAAACAAAAGUUCAAAUGCCUGUUACAGAACUUAAAUAUUGUAGAGAAGAUCUUGUAGUUCAAGAAGAUUAUUAUUGCUGCUUGAACAACUUUUCGUUUACAGUUAACUAUAUAAAUCUAUCUCUAGAAAAUAAUGAAGUUUUUCGCUGAAUUGUGCACGGUGACUUAUUUCAAUACAUCGAAAUCAUUCCGCCUUAUAUCUCGUCCUGGCAAAGCGGGAUCAUAAAAACAGUCCCUUAUUCAGCAAAUUGCGCAUGCUGCCUUUGAUCCCUUGGGGGUGAGGCAGCACUUUCCUUGCGAUAGUAACUUCUAGCUAUAAAAAUAUUGUUGCAUCUACAGUAUGUUGUGGAUGGGCAAAUAACAAUUUUGUGUUGGUAUAGGAUAUUUAACUGGAAAGCCAAUCUUAUUCCCAGGCUGUUUCUCAUACAGAAAAAAUCACAUCAGGACCUUAAACCAACCUUACGUUUUUUCUUACAUGCAGCAAAAAGGUUAUUCUAUAAUCAAGUUUUGACCAAACUAUUUGAAUGCAAGACUUACCAGCAUAAUUAUGUUUUUGAAUGGUUCGAGUAUAUUAUUCACCAGCUAGAAUCUUAGCCAUUAGGAAAAUUAGCAAGACUGAUCGAUAACUUUUAAAUUGCAUAGAUAGUAUUUAUUAUAUUCAACAGAAUAUUUAUUAUACCUCAUUGAGAUUUAUUGUAAUUUUUCUCCUCUUUGUGUUUAAAGGAUAACUUUGGACACAGUUACCGCUGACCGUAGCACACAAAUCUUUCUUGUGUUGAACUGUGAGGACUACUACAAAAAGUAAGAAUUGUGACAGGUAUUAAUUUAUAGGUUCUCUUAUUUUCAGAAUUAAUAAUAAAAUUAAACUUUCCUUCUAUAUGUAUGUGAGUUCUAAGAUGAUCACUCUUUAAUCGGUUGAUUUCCCGCAUAUAGUUGCUUUGUUUGCUUUAUUGUAGUUGUUUUUUAUAAUUUGUUUGGGUAUUUAUUUUUCAAAACCUUUUUCUACUAAUUUUAACUUUCUAUGGUAUUAGUAUUGGUUGGGGUUGCCCUUCGUUUAUUUUAUGAGAUUAAAAAUCUUACUUUAAUUCGAAAACCAAAUCCUGCCGGAAAUUUUUAGUUUAUCAAAGUACGUACUGCCUAGCCGCGAACUGACAAUGAAAGUAAAACAACUCAUUUAAAAUUACCAUCAUGAUAUUAUUAAUAACGUAACAAUAGCGCUCUAGUUUUCGUGGCUUAUUGUUUCAAUUUAUUUGUAUGUGUUUCUUCUCAAUCCAAUUCUAUCAAUCACUGAAUAAUGUGCUUGAUAAGAUUGGAUUAGUCUUUAAUUAUUGUGUUGAUGCAGCAUUCAGCGUUGUUUUCAGUAUAAACAUUCUUUAGAAAACACAUUUUAUUCAUUUUCAGUUACUCUCCUGAACUUAAUUAUAAGGGAGGUCAGCAAUCAUAGCUUUCUCUUCGCUUUCCCAAUAGCCGGUUCCCCUUAUUACUUACGUAUUCUGAAUACAACUACCAUGAUACUUUGGGGGUAUUUUCUUCAUUAUGGAAUAACACGUCCGAAAAACAUGCUGGUAGUUGUAUUUAGAAUGCGUAAUAAGGGGAACCGGCUAUUACGAACUCCACAGUAUUAUACUUUUAAAUACGAAAUUUUGUUCAAUUUGUCGACGGUAGAACACAACCCCAGGUACCUGCCAAAAUCGAGGCUCGGAAGUCGCUGAUUACAACCCGUCGAGGAUUACAACCCUCACCCGCAGCUUUCGGCCUGUAUUAUAUCAUUUUACUAUUUUAUAUUAUUUUCAGCUCUGAAGAAGAGGAAAGUACAUCUCAUGAAAUAUUUUAUGGUAGCUUGAUGUGUAUUUCACUGAAUAAAGUGUUUGACAGCUUGAUAUGGGCUACCGUUGUAAAGUGUGAACUGCAGAGGAAUCGAAAUAUGUAAGUACAAAUUACUAUAUUGGUAAAGAAUUGAACCAUAAGUUGUUGUCCAGAUUAGUUAGUCAAAAAUUGUAUUUAAAGACUUGAAUAUAUAGCCUACAUAAACAGUGCAACGUAUGCACGUUUAGGAUACUGUAGCUCAGCUUGAAUUGCAAACCAUGCAGCUAAUUGCUGGAAAUAUACUAGUGUAUAUCUAUGUUUGUUCUUUUUUCUACCUGUAUAUUA